Molecule: messenger RNA, 1068 nt
Organism: Penicillium angulare
Lineage: Eukaryota; Fungi; Ascomycota; Eurotiomycetes; Eurotiales; Aspergillaceae
Product: putative NAD binding Rossmann fold oxidoreductase
Exons: 2
Coding region: 1-1068 (355 amino acids)
Biological process (GO): NADPH regeneration
Cellular component (GO): cytoplasm
Molecular function (GO): nucleotide binding; oxidoreductase activity
Source: RefSeq, a predicted model, not a curated record
AUGUCUGUGCAAAGAAUGAAAAUUGGCUGUGCUGGCCUUGGUCGCAUGGGCAAACGUCAUGCUCUGAACUUUUUACAACGAACUCCCCGAGCUGAAUUGGUUGCUGCCAGCACACCUGAUCCCGUCGAGCUCGAAUGGGGCAAGAAGAACCUCGAGCCAUACGGUGUUCGUCUAUACCAGAAUUACGAUGACAUGUUAAAGCACGAGGGCCUGGAGGCCAUUGUCGUCGCAUCUGCAACAGCCGUGCAUGCCGAACAAGCAAUCAAGGCAAUCAACGCCGAUAAGCAUGUUCUUUGCGAGAAGCCACUGUCCACCAGUGUCGAAGUUUCCCAAUCCGUCGUCGACGCUGCCAACAAAAAGCCACACCUAAAGGUGAUGUGCGGAUUCUCCCGUCGCUUCGACAGCUCCUACCGCGACGCAUACAACAAAAUGCAAGCCGGCGUAAUUGGCGCCCCCUCCAUCCUCCGCAGUCAAACCUGUGACAAGCUCGACCCAUCCGGCUUCUUCGUCGCCUACGCCCAAUUCUCCGGCGGAAUCUUCGUCGACUGCUCCAUCCACGACAUAGACCUAACACUCUGGUUCUUCGGCGCAGAAAGCAAAGUCAAGACUGUCUCUGCAGUAGGCAACACAGCCGUCGAGCCUGAUCUACGCAAACACAAUGAUAGAGAUAACGCCGUGGGACUUGUAGAGUUCCACGAUGGCAAGAUUGCCUAUUUCUAUGCCUCUAGAAUGAUGGCUGCUGGUCAAGAAGAUACAACGGAGAUUAUUGGUACAAAGGGCAAAUUGGCUGUUAAUACGCAGCCGCAGAUGAAUCUUGUUAAUGUUUCUGAUGCCUCUGGUGUUAGGAGGGAGAUUCCGCAGACUUAUUGGGAUCGAUUCGAGCAUGCUUUUGUUACUGAGGCUAAUGAGUUUACGGAGGCGGUCUUGGAGAAUAAGCCUCUUGCUUUGCAGUUGACUGCUGCUGUGCAGGCUGUUAGAAUUGGGGCUGCGUUGCAAGAGGCUAUGAUUUCUGGGAAGAAGAUUUCUUUUGAUCUAAGUGGGAAUCGGGUUGAGGCUGCUAGGUUGUAG